This is a messenger RNA of Monopterus albus (swamp eel), 2726 nucleotides long. RefSeq names its product calcitonin receptor-like 2 (gene calcrl2). The transcript has 13 exons. The record is from RefSeq and is a predicted model, not a curated record. NCBI's taxonomy places the organism in Eukaryota, Metazoa, Chordata, Actinopteri, Synbranchiformes, Synbranchidae. Bases 82 to 1752 code for a protein of 556 amino acids. Gene Ontology annotation, cellular component: plasma membrane. Gene Ontology annotation, molecular function: adrenomedullin receptor activity; calcitonin receptor activity; calcitonin gene-related peptide receptor activity. Gene Ontology annotation, biological process: angiogenesis; cell surface receptor signaling pathway; adenylate cyclase-activating G protein-coupled receptor signaling pathway.
AAGAUAGUGGUUAUUUAUCAAAACAAACAAAUGUCAUAGCACUUACCCAUGGUUUUAUUUUGAAAGUGUAAAUAGGAAAGUAUGUAUUUUGGUAUUGCGCCCAGCUUUACUGCUGUAGCUGUGUGGUCGGGUUGGUCAGCCUUGACAGGAGGGAAGAAUGAGACAUUUCUCUGCUCGAAUCAUGCAAGCAUGGGAAUAUUUGGAGGAAAAAUCAGUUUGACAGCUCAUUCAAACAAAAGAGACAUGUGGAGGAGCCUAACACUCUCACUGGUAGUUGCACUGGUGCUAGGCACAGAGGUGUCCCAGUCUGAGGAUGUGGGGUCCACGGUGGCUGUCGAAAAAGCAGUGACUGGCGAGCAGGACAAUUUCAGCGACAUAUCCGCUGUAUUUGGAAUGUCCCGACAUCAGAUUCUGGCUGCUCAGUUUGAGUGUUACUUGAAGAUUAUCCAUGAUCCGCCACACUCAGAGGAAGGUACCUACUGUAACCGUACAUGGGACGGCUGGCUGUGCUGGGGGGAUUCAGCUCCAGGCGUUGUCAUGCAGAUGUGUCCUGAUUACUUUCAUGACUUUGACCCUGCUGAGAAGGUCACCAAAGUGUGUAAUCCUGAUGGCCAGUGGUUCCACCACCCAGAGAGCAACCGAAUCUGGACUAACUACACCCAGUGUCAGACCUACACUGAAGACAAACUCAAGUUCGCCAUCAGUCUCUACUACCUGGCCAUGGUGGGUCAUGGUUUGUCUAUUGUCUCCCUAAUCACCUGUCUGAUCAUUUUCUCCUACUUCAAGAGUCUUAGCUGCCAGAGAAUCUCCCUGCACAAGAACAUGUUUCUGUCCUUCAUUUUAAACUCCAUUGUUACUAUCAUGUGGCUCUCUCUCACUGUGGCCAAUAACCAAGCCAUAAAUGCCAGCAACCCCGUGAGCUGUAAGGUCCUGGCUGUGCUGACUCAAUAUACAAGCACUUCCAACUACUUCUGGAUGCUGUGUGAAGGCAUCUACCUCCACACACUAAUCAUAGUGGCUGUCUUUGUUGGAGAACAGCAGCUCUUCUGGUACUACAUCCUGGGAUGGGGUUUUCCUUUUGUUCCUGCCAUCAUGUAUGCUGUGGCUCGUGGGCUCUACUUUAAUGACAAGUGUUGGAUUAGUUCAAACACUCACCUGGUCUACAUCAUUCAUGGGCCCAUUCACGCUGCACUGCUUGUGAACUUUUUCUUUCUCAUGAACAUUGUCCGAGUUCUGGUCACCAAGCUAAAGGAGACCCACUGCGCUGAGUCCACAACUUACAUGAAGGCAGUGAGAGCCACACUCAUCCUCAUCCCUCUUCUUGGAGUCCAGUUCAUCCUUUUCCCCUGGAGGCCAGAGGGACGCAUCAGCCGUGCCAUUUAUGAUUUCUUUGUACAUAUCUUCUGUCACUUCCAGGGACUCCUGGUGGCAAUUAUAUUCUGUUUCUGCAAUGCAGAGGCCCAGGCAGCCCUGCAGAGGAGGUGGGCUCAGUGGAAAUUUGCCUGGGGCAAAACCAGCUGGGGAGCAUCACCCAUCACUAGCAGCCAUUUCAACUACCACACCAACCGCUCCAUCUCCGAAACCAGUCGCGCCACUAUCAGCUCGGAGCAACAUGCUCUUGCACCUUUUGAACAAAGCAGACACUUCCUCUCCGAGAUCCCAAAGAAGGCCGGCAGGCAGCAAAUUCAAAGCAACACGUGCAGCAACGGGGAGUUGGACACUCUCAACAAGAUGGAGACCACUGACAUAUGACUGGAUAAAGCAUGGAGAUGUGCCAAACAAAUACACACUUACACAUAAACGCAAAAAAGGCAGAAGACUAAAAAGCAGAGAGGUAGCCAGCGAGUUUUCAAUAUAAAGGUUAACUGAUUGGACUGUGUCCAAAAUAUCUGAAGAGAGCGUAAAAAGUAUGUGGUGUUCACAUGCACAUUUUUAAAGCAGCAUUUCCACCUAUUGAACUUGUAUGAACUGAUGAGAAAAACUCAUUUAUAUCAUGGUGUCAUUCUGUAAAAAUUAAUAAUAGUUUUUGCUGGAAUUAAGUUCACUACCUAUUUAAGUUAAUGUUUGUUUUCUUAGUUUUUUAAGCAUGUUCUUUAGGUCCAUAUCCCAAAGCUGCCACUUUGAUAUCACAAAUGCUGAGCUGUGUGCUCGUGUGGCUUGCUGCCUUAUGAACCCUUUGAAUGCUUUACUUGUGCACUACUGUGACAAGUGAAUGUCAUAGUGAUGUAAUCAAACGUGUUCUUUUACAUGCCUUUAUUGAAGAAAGAUAAUGAACAACCUGCAGAAAAGAACUGAAACUACAACACACUGAGAGAAACACUGUUAACAGAAACACAACAUAGUAAUAAUGAUUCAGAUUCAUAUAGGGUUUACUGGACUUUAAGUCAGACAAAGUAGCCAACAUGCUUAAAGUUUUGAACAUAUUAAUUCUGUAGGGCAUGAUGAACAAAUGGACGAAACACAGUGACUGCAUAUUUGCUCAAAAAUGAGUAAAAAGCAGAAUACUUUAUAAUAACUUUUAGACAUCUGACUAUCUGGUGAGACAGCCACAGCUAACGAAAGCUUUAUGAACAGACAAACACUUAGCAAAACAGAUACAGUAUAUUUUAUGUACAAUAUGUAAAUAAUGCAAAUAAAGUUUUGGGGUAAAACAAAAAUAAAUGCAGGCACUGCAGCCUGGCUGUCGGUUACACUGUUUUCUGAUUAAACAUAAUCUUUAAAGCUUU